AUGGAUACGUCUACUAACGAUGUUGAACCAAUAAAUAACGACGAAACAUCAAUGAAUGGUGCUGACGAACCAUCAACAGGAAAUAAAACAGGCAAACGAAAACGUUCAACUAAGAAACGUGUAGGAACUGAUGAUUCGACUACAUCAAAUGGUCGUCCAAGACGUACAUUACCAAAACGAGAAGAACCACCGAUGACUGUGGUAAAUGGCGGUGGUAAAACAAAUAAAAUAAAAGCACAACGUCAUUCAGCAGAACAAGCAGCUGUUGAUGCUGAUGAUGAACAAGAACGAGAGAAAAAUAUUCCUAUUGUUCAUGAUGUUGCUGAUGCUGUUUGGGUUAAAAUUGGUGGACAUCCAUGGUGGCCAAGUCUUAUUAUUCGUGAUCCAAAUGAUACAACAAGAUGUUUUACGAAAAUUUCUGGAAAUACACGUGCAAAACGAAUGUAUUUUGUGGUAUUUUAUGGUUCAACAGCUGAUUUUGCUUGGGUUCCUGAUGCAGCAAUAAUUCCCUAUCAAGGUGUUGAAGCUUUUACUAAAUAUGCGCAAGAAAUUGUUGAUAAGGCUCAAACAAAAUCUCAAAAAGAACAAUUAACAGAACGAUUUCAAUUGAAAGUAACUAUUGGUCGUCGUGAAGAUUGGGAAAUGGCUGUACGUGAAGCUGAUGAAGCACUUAAACAAACAAGUGAAACACGUCUGGAAGAAAUUGAACCUAAAAUUCAAUUUUAUACAUCAAAACUUACUACUCCUAAAGGACAACCAGGUCGAAAACCUAAAGCAUUAAUGACGAAAUCUGAAGAUGCAUCUGAACCAUUGAGUGCACCAACAUCAUCACUUGAUCCUAGCGAACGUUCAUUACUUGCUGAAAAAACAUUUGAAUUCAAAUCUGAAGAUGAAUCAUCCAUUGAUGAGGCACCAGUUCGUAAGGCACCAUCGGUUAAAAUAAAACUCAAAAAACAAACAUCCAAUGAUGCUGAUUCAAUAAUAACACCACCAGCUAAACGUCGUUAUAUACGUAAUUCAAAAGUACCAAAUGAAACUGCAACUGUCUUUGUACAAAUAGCGAAUGGUUCAUCAGUUUCACAUGAAGAACCUACAUCAACAAAUAUGAAUGAAACACCAACAGUUAAUGGAACUAGUACAGGAAGAAAACGUGGACGACCACGUCUUAGUAAACCUUCAGUUAUAACAAUGAAUGGUGAUAUUCAAAAAACGGAAUCAACGGCGGAUAGUCCAUCGAUUGCAGCGAAACCUACAACACCAAAACCAGCAAUUACUAAACCACAGGCAUUUAUGAAUACGUCUCAUCCUGUGUCAUCAUUGAAUAAUAUUCUUGUUGGACAACAUCAUCGUUUUGAUACUCGUAUUGGUUUUCUGUCACCAUUUGAAGAACAAGAAAUAUUUGAUACUAUUGAUCACUUACGUUCAACAAAGACAUUUGAAGAAGCUGAACAAAUUGCUAAACAUCGUUUUGAACAUAUACUUUGUUUAAAUCUUAAUAAAACACAUGUGGAUAUUCCACAAGAAUGGUUUUACUCAUUUCUUUUUGCUCAUCCAAUAUUAAUUGUUAAAAAUCCUCAUUGGUUUGAUGAGAAAAAAAAUUCAGAUUCAUUAAUCGAUAAUGAAUUAGUGCAUGAUAUUAAUCGUACUCAAUCAUCGAGCAGUUUACAUGUUUUGAAACAUCAAUUAUCAAUUUUAUCAAAAUUAUAUCAUAAUGAAUUACAAGUUCGUCCAGCUGGUGUUAAUACGAAUAAAUAA
Messenger RNA from Rotaria sp. Silwood2, 1755 nucleotides. NCBI's taxonomy places the organism in Eukaryota, Metazoa, Rotifera, Eurotatoria, Philodinida, Philodinidae. The record is from the annotation of a GenBank genome assembly.